Diversispora eburnea is the source of this 1692-nucleotide messenger RNA. The record is from the annotation of a GenBank genome assembly. Lineage: Eukaryota; Fungi; Glomeromycota; Glomeromycetes; Diversisporales; Diversisporaceae.
AUGGGAAAGGUGGAAAAAAUCAAAAAAUUUAAGCCCCCGAAACCAACUCCAAUUAUUGAAGAAAAUAGGAAUUCAGAGGAAGAUUCUAAUGGAAGGGUCUUGCCCGUAAUUGAGCAGUUGUCAUCUCCUGAAGCCACAGAACGUGCCUGGGCAGCUAGUAGCGCUUCAAAUCUCGUUAUGGGAGAUUCAAAGACCCGCUAUUUAUUGUUAUCAAAUAAUCUCAUUUCGAUUCUUAUAGAGCGUUUAACUGAUAGUGUGUAUGAAGUAGUCAACGAAGCACUUGGUACGUUGAGAAAUCUCACGAUAGUCGAUAAUGUUGAAGUUUGCGUUGAGAUGUACGAUAAGGAUAUUCUUACUCCGUUGAUGAUGCUUGCAUCCAAGGGAGGAAUGAUAGUUGACAACAUAUUACGAGAAAUGCCACCCGAAUCUGAUCCUAUUAAAGACGCUAGAAAAACCAUAUGGAAUUUCAUUGAAAAUAUUAUUUGUAUAAUCUGGUCUUUAAGUGAAACUUCACAAAAAAUUCUUAGAGGCAUAAAUAAUGCAAAUUUUAUUCCAUUUUUGAUGUCUUGUCUUAUAAAUUCUGAAAAAAUUCCUAUUAGUACAGUCCUUGUUGCUGCACAGUGCCUUCAUACAAUGACUGACGAUAAUCCAGAUAUUUAUUUACACUUUGAACAAAAUCAUCAAUAUAUACAAGUACUUUUGAACGGUAUUAAGGUUAUUAAAAUUGAAGAAAACUCACCUUUACCAGUCGAUGAUUUAUUACUUAUUAGGGUGUUAUAUUGUGGAAUUCUUUCAAAUUUUAGCUCAAUUUAUAUUCCUUCUGAACCUGAAUCUGACCCAAUUGUAGAGUUGAAUUUACAACUAAUUCCUGUAUUAGCGUCUUGUUUGACACUUGACAUUAACAAAGUGGCCGAGGAUGCAAUUGCUCUGUUUAUUAAAAAUGAAGAAAAUAAUAUUGGUAUAGAUCAUCCAAUAGAUACAUCAAUUGUCGAGGAAAAAUUAAAUGAUGAAGAUGAUUGGCAAGAUGAUCUUUGUGAAGGAAUUAACGACAUAGAAUGUUCUACAAAUUUUUUAUCAAUGGAAGAUAACGAUAUUCCGAUGAUGGACGUCAAUAAUAGACAUGAAAUAUCUACUCAAAACAUGUCUAUAUUAAAUUUGUUGACCACUGAUAUUUUGCCUCAUCUUUUUCGUCUGGCAAAUCCAAUACAUCUUUCAUUCCCAGAGCAAUUUUAUCCAUCACAAUCUAUAAUCGCAUCCACCAUUAUCUCGUCACUUGUAACGGUUCAUAUGAGAUCAGUAGAAUGUUUGAAUAACUAUCUUUUGACAAUGGCUGAAACAAUCGAGGGAAAAUCGUUGUUUACUGAACAUGUAUCCGAUGCAAAACAAAUGUGGAUAUGGUUAUUUGAAUUAUUCAACAAGUUUGCUGGUAAUGGGGUGAAAGUUGAAGCCAAAGAUUUUGGACAGGAAAAGGAAAUGUGGAGUAAGAUUUCGGAAACAUUAGUAGGGUGUCUUUGGACAUUGUCCAGAGGAUUAGAUUGUGAUGUGCCACUUGAAACGAAACAAAUCCAAAUAUUGAUAGAUUACUUUAAUUCAAGUGUCUCAGAAAGUAUGAAUGUCAAGAUCAUCGGCACUCUCGGCGUCAUUGCGAGAAGACAGAACGCAGUAGAUGAUAAUAAGGUCGAGUCACUUUAA